ACCAGGCUGCAAAAGCAAGCUCACCGGAAGCUGACGUCAGCGUUGUUGUGGCCGACGGUAGACACGUGACGCGACGGCGACAUGGCGGCAGAGUCUUCUGGAAAGGUUGUAUUUGAGCUCGAAGGCGUGUUUGCGCAUCCAAGCGGAGAUGAAGAAGACACGGAAGAGGAUUUUCUUGUUUGUGGUUCUCUUCGAAUCGUUGAGAAGGAUGCUGACAUCAUGAUGGAAUUCACGCCUCUUGAGGAUUCUGUGGACCCUUCACACAUCUUAUGUGCUGCCAAGGACUCCAGCUCGGUCAUGGAGUGGGUCCAAUGUGGCAAUCAGCGUCCGGGCGAGCGCGGCCAGUGGCCCUUGGAGAGCCAGCAGAGCUACGAGACCGAGUGGGAUCUGAUCAACGCCGCGUCUUUCAAGAAGAAGGCCUGCGUCGCCGGACAGGGUUCUGUGGCGGGUGGCCACGAGCAGAGCGGACGUUUCUUCUCGGUCAGUCUCAGUCAGCUCGCCGCCGUCACGCUCCGGGACGGCUGCUGCCGCCAUCGCAAGACGCCCGCGCUGGUUUUCGCACUCAAGGGAUCUUCAUCGCUGCCUUCACUGCACUUCCACCAGGGCGGCAGCAAAGAGCUCCUGGACAGCUUGAUGGGAGUGGCCACGCUCAGCAAGUGCGCAGAGGACGAGUCUCGUCUGCUGAUCAGCUCUCCCAACAAGGUUCUGAGUCAGUCCUUUGAGAAUCUGGAGGAUGACAACAACUUUGGCCUGGUCCACAAGUUACGCAAGGAUCCGUACGUGACUACGCUGGGCCGCUUCUCCAAAGUCACCAACUACAUUUUCGACGCCUUCAAGGGCACGGAGGAGCAGCACCAGCGCCCCCCGGAGGAGGUCGCCAACCUACUGGGGGAAAUCAUCCCGGGCCUGGAGAUCAACCAGCAGGAGGAGCCCGGCUUUGAGGUGGUCACCAGGGUGGACUUGGGGACACGACCGCAGGUUUCGCGGAGCGCCCCCGUGUCCGCCGACAUGUGGAACGGACAUCAAGACCAGGACGGCCGCUUGAUGCACAUCGCUCGGCUCCAGGAGUCCAUCUUCAGGGGGGGUCUGUGCCAUGCGGUAAGGAAAGAAGCCUGGAAGUUUCUUUUGGGAUACUUUCCCUGGAACAGCACGCUGGAUGAGAGGAAAAGUCUGCGGAGAAGCAAAACGGAUGAAUAUUUCCGCAUGAAGCUGCAGUGGAAGUCGGUCAGCGAGGAGCAGGAGAGAAGGAAUUCCCGACUUCGAGACUACAAAAGUCUAAUCGAGAAAGAUGUCAACCGGACAGACAGAAGCAAUCAAUUCUACGAGGGGAUAGAUAAUCCGGGUCUGGUCCUCCUGCACGACAUCCUCAUGACGUACUGCAUGUACGACUUUGACCUGGGUUACGUGCAGGGCAUGAGCGACCUCCUGUCGCCCAUCGUCUUCGUCAUGGAGAACGAGGUGGACGCUUUCUGGUGUUUCGUCUGCUUCAUGGAACACAUGCACCAGAACUUUGAGGAGCAGAUGCAGGGGAUGAAGACUCAGCUGAUCCAGCUCAGUACGCUGCUCAGGUUGCUGGAUCCGUCCUUCUGCAGCUAUCUCGAAUCUCAGGAUUCCGGUUAUCUUUAUUUCUGCUUCCGCUGGCUGCUCAUCCGCUUCAAGAGGGAGUUCUCCUUCCACAACAUCCUCAGGCUCUGGGAGGUGAUGUGGACGGGGCUGCCCUGUCAGAACUUCCAUCUCUUGCUCUGCUGUGCCAUCCUGGACUCGGAGAAGAGCAAAAUUAUGGAGGAGAAGUUUGGUUUCAACGAGAUCCUCAAACAUGUGAAUGAGCUCUCCAUGAAGCUGGACGUGGAAGAAAUCCUUCAGAAGGGAGAAAGCAUCUGGCUGCAGAUCAACAAGUGUCAGGGCCUGCCUCAGUCCGUGAUCAACAUCCUGGCGUUGGAGUCUAAACCCCGCGAUCGCUGCGACUCCAGCACGGAGUCGGCGGCGGCGGCUCCGCCCGUGGCGGGAGCGUUGCAUCGAGGCGACCGCGCCUGCGCCAACUCCAACGGACACUUGCGAGCCAUGGACUCUCAGCAUCUCAGCAAAGUUGCCUUCAUGUCGUAACCAAGAUUCUUAUUUUUUUACCACGUGCACUUUUGUCCUCUGUGACACCGGACAGGAAGUUUCUCCUGGACACGUUUUGCGAAGGAAAAAACUUUUUUUUUUUUUUUUUAAAGCACGCUGGUCGUCGUCGUCGUCGUAUUCACAGCAGAUGGAAACAUCCGUUGUAUCCUCAGCGACAGGUUUGACGCAUUAAAAACCUUCUCUUGUA
Messenger RNA from Hippocampus comes (tiger tail seahorse), 2311 nucleotides. It is a transcript of the gene tbc1d15, whose product is annotated as TBC1 domain family, member 15. The record is from RefSeq and is a predicted model, not a curated record. The transcript is spliced from 17 exons. Gene Ontology annotation, biological process: activation of GTPase activity. NCBI's taxonomy places the organism in Eukaryota, Metazoa, Chordata, Actinopteri, Syngnathiformes, Syngnathidae. The coding region runs from base 82 to 2103 and encodes 673 amino acids. Gene Ontology annotation, molecular function: GTPase activator activity.